Molecule: messenger RNA, 1283 nt
Organism: Myotis lucifugus (little brown bat)
Lineage: Eukaryota; Metazoa; Chordata; Mammalia; Chiroptera; Vespertilionidae
Product: F-box/WD repeat-containing protein 12-like
Exons: 7
Molecular function (GO): protein binding
Source: RefSeq, a predicted model, not a curated record
CGGGUCACUCCGAGUGCCCGGUGGCCGAGGACUGCCUGCGUUGCCUUCCAGGAGUCUUGGGGCCUUUGGCCUAUUUCUCAGGAAGCGGCCCGUCCAUGAGCGGACAGAGGUCCAUCGUCUGCACGGUGUCUUCUCGGCGCACGCUCUGCGCCUGGGACGUGCGGGCGGGCUCUCUGAUCUGGUCCAGCCCCGCCCAGCAGGCCAACAUCAGGUGCCUGGCCACCCUGCCGCCGCGGUCGCUGGCGUUCACUGUGGACAAGGAGGAGACCGUCAAGGUGUGGAACUGCCAGGACGCGGAGCCCCUGGCCGCGCGCAGCAUGCCCAGGUGCUGCUGCUCCUUGGAGGCCUUCCUCGCGGACGACGGCCCCGUCCUCCUGGUGGGCGAUUCCGAAGGGGACAUCUACACGCUGACGGUGCCGGCGCUGGCGGUCGUGUCCCUCGUGAAGGCGUUGGACUACGGCGUGGAACUCCUGCACUGCUCGCCCAACAGGAAGUGGGUCUUCGCCUCGGGGACCCACCCAUACAUGCGGCCCAAGGUAGGGCCGCCCGGUGCUCGGCCGCCGCCUCGGAGGGUCAGACUGGCCUCCCCACAGGUGUUCUCGGCCGAGGGCCUGCUGAGGCCCGGAGGCAGCGCCCCCUCGAGCGUCUCUCUCCCGUUCACAUUCUGCAGCCAAGCCUGCUGGGCCCUGAAGUGCGCCAACAGGGUGGCCGUGAUGUUCCAGAGAGGGUCCGGCAGGAGGACGGGGUUCGGCACCUUCGACCUGGCAGCGAAGAGCCCUGGGGGCAGCGCGGUCCUGGAAGGUGGGCCCCGGCGCCUCUGCAGGGCGGGGCUUUCUUAUCUGCCUGGUUGUGUGUUUCCCCCGAAAACAGCCCGUCAGAUCGCGGCCUUCAUGCUGCCGGACGAGAUGGAGGGCCCGCUCCGGAUGGGGGUCCGGGACGGAGACACCAUCAUCUUUGAGAGCGGGCCAUACCUGUUCCUCUUCUCCAUCCACGGCCACCUGGUGCAUCGAUUCAGCCACCACCAGAACGCCAUCUGCUCCUUAUGGGUGGACUCGCUCCACGUCCUCACCACGUCCCUGGACAACUACCUGCAUCUGUACAUGUGGGAGGAGGGAGGCCGCGACGCAGGCCUCCAGAGCUGCUGCCACCUGGAGCAAAGGCCGGGCGACCCCACGCCCAGCUGCUACUACUCCCGGGCGAUCUGCGACAGCGCCAGCAUCGUGUGUGUGGUGUCCAGGACCCUCGAGGCCAGCGUCCUGGUGAUGUACUCUUUGGACCCGUGA